AUGAAAAAUUCUUGUGUUGUAGACCUAAACGAACCAAAUUUAUUUAGAGAUCAUAAGACCAUGAGUUAAAGCUCACCGAGUUUGCCUUAAGGCCGUUAUUACCCACUGCUAGCAAUGAAAGGGGCUUAUCUUCACAUCUCAAGCCCUUAUUUUCAUCAAAACACCUGCCUUCAAUUUGACUUCGAACAAUCUUUCUUUAAUUAUAACAAUGCUUUCGCAUUGUUGAAGCUCUUAUGAGCUCUUUAAUAAAGACUUUCGAACAAUCAAUUGCAUCUCAUCCAUGAAGUCUGAUGAGCUGUGGGCUUGCUUCCAUCUUACCUCAGAGGAUCUAUCUCUCUGUCAAUUUAUUUUCCUGCAGAGACUUGUGCAGCAUAAAUGCUCAGUCUUCGUCCCACAAUCCUUCAUCUCACCAGUCAUCUUAAUAAGGAACCAAAGGUCAGUUGAUCUGAUGGCAGAACUUGGCUUAAGGAAAUGCUCUUUGUCAGCUAUGGAAAAACUCAUCUGAGGAGAAAAAUUAACUUAAUAAAAGGCAAUUCUUGGCUGGUCGAGCUAUCAUUUCCGUAACUAAAAUAUUUCUAUUUUGUAGACCUAACAGAAGAUUUAAGAUCAGAUCCCCUCACCAAAAAAUUUAUUGAUCUCACUGAGAGUCCAAAUCCUAAAGUAUCAACUAAAUCAUACUUAAAGCCAACUGAAAAUGCAAUUACUUCAAGCCCUAAAAUUACUAUAAAAUCUACUUCUUUUCUUAACACAAUUUCAGAGAGACUCAAAGAAUUGCAUAAUGACAAUGAGGGUGAUGUGUCACUUGAUGAUUGGUAUGAGCCUCCUCCAGCUCCAUAUCCAAAGAAAUACUCUGAGCCUACAUCUCAAGUAGAGCACAAAUCACAUAUUUUGCCAAGGUCUAAUCCCCAUCUUGAUAUAGGAAUUAAAAAACCUCAAUAUCCAUUUUGACUUGCAUAUAAGAAAACAUCUGAAGAAAAUGCGCUUACUUCAUCCUUAAGAGCGUACAAUUUAUAAACUAAUUUAGAUUAUAGCGAAAUCUUUAGUUAAUAUUAUAUAGCUUGCAUUCUUAAGCAUAAAUUCUAUAAAUUAACUUAGAUUUUCUUUCCAAUACUUGAAUAUGGAUAUUUUAAUAAAUUUUUGGGAUGUGCGUUAACGAGCUGCUAAGGUGGAAACAAAAUAAUCUUACGACUAAAUCUCAAGAACCUGAAAUCCCAACCAAAAGAGAAAGAAAAGAAAAAGAAGAAAAUGAUAAAAUUAUUAAAAAACAAAAACUGAUGCUAAAGCUCAAUGAUUUCAUGAAACAAGAAACAGACAAAAAGGAAAGAGAAAAACAACAAAAAGAAAAAACCAGAAAUAAAGGAUAUCAAGAAAAAGAACUUCAAGAGGAAACAAAACACAUGUCUGAGAGUUUAUCAGAAGAAUGAAUUCAAUCUCAGUUAGAAGCAAAUGAAAAAAGUUUAAGAUUUUGCAAUCGAUUUUCUAUUGAAGAAUUUUAUAGCUUUGCACUAAGUCUUGACCUCCAAAAUUUAGAAGGCAGGUUUUUAGCUAACAAACAAAUUCCUCUAGAAUUUAAAAAUGGGAAAUUCUAUAAGGAAUCUUUUUUUCCUGCAUUUUUUGACGAGCUUAGAGCCCUUGUUUUCUGUGCUUUAAGCCAGGCGAAUUUUUCUUCAAGCUCUCUGCUAGAACUUAUCCCUCAUAGCGAUCAAGGAGACUAUGGAUUUAUAGCUCCAGGAGAAGAAAAAAGAGGAGGAGAGUUUUCCUUUUACCAUUCUCUUAGCUCUUCACCUUUUUAAAUAUGAGCAAAUUAUUAUUAAACUUCAAAUUUUGAGUAAAUUAAGCCCCGCUUCAAAUUGGAUUAUUCGUAAUUUAAAAGCUUUAAUAACUCAUCUUAAUCUUAAUUAUACUUAUCUAAAUGCCCACUAUAAUUCCAGAAUGGCUAUCUCCGCCACCUACGCUCCCCGCUUGCUCGUUAGUUCGUGCAAGGCCUUACAUUAUUUGCUGGGUGAUUUUGUUGCUGCUCACACAUCAACAAAUUUUUUCCCCACUAUGAAAAAUUCAAUAUAAUUGGAUUUUCUGCUAGACUUUUGAAAAAAUGAAACCUGAAGCACAGGUGCUCAUACUGGGAAACAGUCCUGAUUGACCAGGAAACAUAUCAAUGGUUCUGUUGGAAACCACUUUCGGCUCCAUUUCCCUCUAAGGCAAAAAACCUUCGUUUUGAAGUGAAACUUGAAGUCGGCUAGCCAAAUAUUGCGCUUCAUCAAGCAGAGUAAAAUCCAGCCAGAUGCAUUUGCGAACGCCAUUUUCCUUCCUCAAGGUCCCCGAAUGCCCUGUGGAAUGUCAGCUAUAGGAGUUACGCCACGCCAUUUUAAUAUAUAUCUUAAUAACUUAUUUAAUAUUACUAAACCGAGAAUUUACGUAUCAUACGCUGUAUUUUAAAGGAUGGAGGAUAAGUAGAAUACUAUUUAACAAAAUACACUUUAAUCAAAAUAUUUCGUAAAAAUUUUAAAAUAAGCAAAGUUUUUCCUAUGAAAAUUUUAAAUUAAAUAUUUUAAAUAAUUAAAAUGUUGUUUUGGGUCAAUUUAAAGCGGGAGAGUAAGCAAGACGAUUUAGUGCUCGUUUUUUCUUUACAAGAAACCAAUAAUAUUCCAGCCUCUUUUGCUGACUUCCCCAAUUAAAUUAGAACAAAGGUUCGGCAAAAUUUCCAUUUUUUGGGUACUUUAAUCCUUACUCCCCCCCCCCCCCUCCGUGAGCGAACAAAACCAUUAGAAAAAUCGCCAUUUUUUGACCAAAAACCCACCCUCCGUGAGUGAACAAAAAUUUUUUUAAUAGAAAAAAUUUUAAUGGAAAAAAAUUUUGAUAUAUAAGUGAUAAUUAGUAUAAUGAAAUCUAGAGCUAAUUCUGUUUAAUUUUAAACAAAUUGCGUUUUAAAACAUAAAUUUUGCAAAUUAAAUUAAUAUUUGCUUCCCAAUUUUUGCAAAUUAGGAUUUUUUUAAAUUUCGAAAAAAAUAUUUUUUAUAAAAUUUAUAUAUAAAAAUUUUUUUUAAAAAAAAAAAUUAACCCCCCUCCGUGAGCGAACAAAAUUUUUUUGUUCGCUCACGGAGGGGGGGGGGGGAGUUAUUAAAUUGGAACAAGAAUUUUUGUUCCAAUUUAAAAGGGGUGGAGUGAACUCCUAAACCUGAAACCUAUAUAUUUUUUUGGAGUAUGUGAACGGGAAAAUUCUAAUAGCAGCUGGAUGAUAAAAGCAAAUUUAAAAAAAUUAGAAGAUAUUGAGUUCUCAAAACCUUUCAAUGUAAUUUACGUAGAUUCUCUGUCAACAUUAAUAAGAGAGUUCAGGAUGAUAAAGCUUGCAGAAUUUCUGGACCUUAAUGAAUUUAUAAUGAAUCCUGCAAAAAAAAGCUUGAUCAGCAUUCCUUGUGCUCCAGUAAAUUAUUUUAGAAAUAUUGAAAGAAUUUAUAAUGCAUCUCAAUAUGAUGCCAUUCAAAAGAUCUGCAGUAAAACAACUGGCAUUACACUUUUGCAAGGGCCUCCAGGGACUGGAAAAACUCAAACACUACUAGGCAUUAUGUCAUCAUUUUUACUAUCAAAAAUUAAUUCGGGUGAAAAGCCACGUCUCCUAAUCCCCCUUCGUAUGCGAGCAAAAAAUUUUGCUCUCUCAUGGACGGGUUAAUUUUUUUUCAAAAAAAUUAUAUUAUUUUUUUAGCAUAUUGCUUUUUUUCGAAAUAUAAUAAAUCCAAAGUCGCGAAAAUUGUAAAGCUAAAAUCAAUUUAAUUUGUAAAAUCUAUCUUUAAAAACGCAAGCUGAUUGAAAUUAAGCAGAAUUAGCUAGGAUUUCAUAUAAUAAUUAUUAUUUAUAUAUCAAAAUAUUUAUAAAAUAAAUUUGCUAUCCCACGGAUGGUUUUUUGGGCUAAAAUAGGGAUUUUCCAAUAGUUUUGUUUGCCUAUGGAAGGAGGGGUGAGUUAGUAUGCGCACCAAGUAAUGCAGCCAUUGAUGAGCUGGCUUGUCGAGCAAUAGAGCAAGGUCUGUUCAACGAAGCAGGGAAUAAAAGGGAUGACCUAUCAUUUGUCCGCAUUGGGAAUUUUAAUUCUCAGCACCUUGAGCUUCGACAGAAAAAUCCUAAUGAUGCAAGAGAGCCACCAAAAUCUGUUCAAAGUAUCAUGCUAGGCAAUUUAGUCUCCGGAAGGCUCAAAAAAGAAGGGCUAAUUGAUCAACAAGAAGAGUUAAAUGAAAUUAAAAAAAAACUAAAUAAUGUUGAAAGGAACAUUAAUUGACUAUCAAAAAAAAUAAACAUAAAGGAAAAAGAAAAAUUUACUGUAGAAAAAAAUACAUUAACAAGCAAUAUGUAUAGAAUUAAGCAUAACAGAGAUAAAUAUAGAGAUCGAAGAAAAGCUCAAGAAUUGGACAUUUUAUGUAAAUCUGACAUAAUAUUUUGCACACUAAGUGGGGCUGGAUCUAAAGAGAUUCAAGCAGUUCCUCAUGAUUUUGACUAUGUGCUGAUAGAUGAGGCUUGCCAAAGCAUAGAAUUAAGCACUCUAAUUCCUCUGCAAUACAAAGCAAGGCACGCUGUAUUGGUGGGAGAUCCUCGUCAGCUUCCAGCCACUACAUUUUGCCAAAAUUCUCAAAAUGUUCUCUACAAUAGAUCUCUUUUUGAAAGGCUUAUGCAAGGUGGCGCAGAAGUAAUUAUGCUUGAAAUCCAAUACAGAAUGACCAAAGAAAUUUGCUGCUUUCCAUCACUUUAUUUCUAUGAAGGCAGACUUCAAGUUGCAGAAGAGCUAGACAAUCGUGAAAAACCUUACUGGAUGCCUGCCCAAGAAGUAAUUUUCUUUGAUCUAAAAACAUCUUUUGAGUCCAGAACUUAUGAUGACACAAGUAUACAAAAUAUUAACGAAGCAGAAUUUAUCAUGGGAAUUUAUAACCAUUUUUCCUGCAUACACAGAAUGAAACUCAAUAUAGGGAUUAUCACUCCUUAUAAAAAGCAGGCUAAACUUAUACGAGAGUUGCUAUAUAAAAGAUAUGAAAGUGAUUGAAAAUCUGACAUUGAAGUUAAUACUGUAGAUGGGUUUCAAGGCCGAGAAAAAGAUUUGAUAAUUUUCUCAGCAGUGAGAUCUGGGAAUACUGUUGGCUUCUUGUCAGAUUAUAGAAGAAUGAAUGUCGCUAUUACAAGAGCGAAGUUUGGGUUAUGGAUUGUGGGGAAGGCAGAGUGCUUGCAAAGAAAUGAGCUGUGGCAAAAGCUAAUUGAGUCGUUUAAAGAAAGAAAUAUGUUCUAUGAGUGCAAAAGCUGAAGCGAAGUGCAGUCUAGGAUUACUAUGCCGAAGACAAAUAAUCAAAAUAAUAAACUGCCUAUAAAGCCUGCCCCAAAAGAGCCACAAAGGCCGAGAGAAAAAGCAGCUAUAGUUCCUAAGAAUAGAGAUCUUCAAAUGAAUUUUAUGAAGAAAAAAACAGAGGCUGAUGUGAAUAAAAUAAUGGAGAGACAUGUGCUUGACAUUAUUAAUAGAAAAUAA
Messenger RNA from Blepharisma stoltei, 5497 nucleotides. The record is from the annotation of a GenBank genome assembly. Lineage: Eukaryota; Ciliophora; Heterotrichea; Heterotrichida; Blepharismidae.